Molecule: messenger RNA, 9830 nt
Organism: Leucoraja erinaceus (little skate)
Lineage: Eukaryota; Metazoa; Chordata; Chondrichthyes; Rajiformes; Rajidae
Gene: samd14
Product: sterile alpha motif domain containing 14
Exons: 10
Coding region: 650-2005 (451 amino acids)
Biological process (GO): neuron projection development; calcium-mediated signaling; actin filament organization
Cellular component (GO): dendrite; actin cytoskeleton; cytoplasm
Molecular function (GO): actin filament binding
Source: RefSeq, a predicted model, not a curated record
AUUGCAAUUAUGAUCUACAGUGUGAACAAGUUGCCAUUCUGAAAAAGCCAGGCAUCGGACAUGUAGCAGCGUAUCUGACAGGAUCCCAGGAAUACCUGCCUCUGUUUAAAAUCUGGCUCUGGAAACAUCAAGUGAGGCUGGCAACUGGCUGAAGCCUUCUUUCGUAAUAUCGCUGAAUAAUACAGUGAUUCUCUUCGGGGAGGAGAAUAGAAGGAGCUUCUGCAAUAGUGACUUCUACAGAGCAGGGUCCUGUAUCGUCGUCCUCAGUGCAGCCACAAAAUAAUGCAUCACCGAAAACUGAAUGACUCUUAGUGGCACUCGAGGGACUAUAGCAUUCAUGAUGUGACAGUCAGGAAACAGCAGUGUUUAUUAAUGACUUAUCACGGCAAAGGAGCAAGCUCUUCUGGGCUGUUACCGUCCUCCUCCCAUCUGGACCCUGGACCCAUCCCAUUCUGAAUGCAUCGAGGCACCCAUCCCUGUUUUAAUCAAGCUGGCUGAGGUGCUCCUGCCCGAAUGAAUUGUAAACAUCCCUGCAACCCGCGGAUGGACGUUAUCUUGCUGGAGGGGAAUCAUUCUAACCAACUGAGUACUAUUGUGGGGAGAUGCUGUGAUUAACAUGCCGUGAAUCUUCCUCAGUCCCAGCUGCAUCAUGUCUAGAAAAAAACCAGGAGAUGCAGACGAGGUUUUCGAUUUUAAUGAAGCGAUACCAGAGACUGAAAGACUUGAUAGUAGCUUGCAAAAAGCUCGAGCCCAACUGUCUGUUAAGGCAAGACGACAGCGACCUUCCAGAUCUCGGCUAAGAGACAGCAUAAGCUCCACAGAAGGUGAUGACAGCCUAGAAAGAAAGGUAUCGGACAGCUACGGAAGCCCACUGCACAAUAUGAGAUCUCCCCUCCAUUCCUCACUCCGAGGCUCCUCUCCGUCGUCAGAAUCCGUCAUCUCCUCGGCAUCUCCCUCCCAGCGGGCCGCGUCCUUCUCCUUCGAUGUGAACAUUGUGAGGAGGACGUUUGAGGAGGAGGAGCAGGCGUCGAUGGCAAAGGCACGAUUCCAGACUCUGACCAAUGCUUCCUCCCAGGAAGCCCUGGGUCUGACUCCGACCAGCUCCCCCUCCAAAUCCUGCCACAGCUCCGACACGUCUCCAGUUCACACGCGGAGGGAGAGGAGAGCAGAGAAGUACAGUGAAGGUGCCGUUACUCUAUUUUGUAAUUCAUUUUCUACUGGUUCAGAAGGGAGCAAGGAAACAAGUCCGGCAGAGCCAGCGAGUCCCACAGUUGGGCUGGACAGAAAGGCACGGAGGAAAUUUUUGGACCUUGGGGUACAGCUACGGAGAUCCUCGUCCACGAAAGGAAGAAAAGCAGAGAAGGCAGCCAACAGACUGUCCACAGGCAGCAGGGAAUCCUUUGACAGCCCUAUCAGUAUUCUGGCUUCAGCCAAGGCCGCAGUGCCACAGUUUGUGCCUUUCUCCUGGUUUACAGACAGCAGCAAAGGGUCCACCUCCUCCAGUGGUACAAUGUCACCGACCUGCUCUCCGAGAAUGUCCUCCCACGGGCUUUCCCCGAAAAAGUCUGCGUCCCAGGAGUCGACACUGAGUGACGACAACAGCCCCAAAAGUGGAAGCCCCAGAAUUCUGAGUAGCUCAACGACCACCUCGCGAGCCACAUUGUCUCUGUCCUCUGAUGAAUUCCUUGAUGAAGGACAGCCAUACUGCCUUGUUUCAACAUGGACCACACAGCAAGUCUGCCAAUGGCUACUUGGGUUGAACAUGGAACACUAUGUAUCGGAGUUCACUGUUGGCAACAUUGAUGGUGAACAACUCUUGCACUUGGAUGGAGGUAAACUAAAGGCUUUGGGGGUCAUCAACUCACAGGAUCGGGCCACUAUCAAAAGGAAAAUCAAAGAUAUGAACACAGAGGUUGAAAAAGAAAGGAAAGCCUCAGAAAAGCUAGAGAAGCAGAAGGAGAAACAAAAGAAGAAAGAGCAGGAACAACUGCAGAAAAAAAGUUAAGGAAGGUGCAACGGCGUGCGAGAGGGCAAUGAAACGUGUCUGCUGUUCUUCAGAGAUUAAUGACAGCGACAAGAAACAAUGCAAGGAAUGGAGGGGUUAAACUGGACAUUACAUGACAGCUCUGUUUGUGGGAUCAAUGAAGUUCACUCAUGGACAGUUCAGGUCUGUAAGGGCAACUUUUGGUCUUCAAAUCAAGUAAUAUUUCACAAUGCAGGUAGAUGUUUCUUUAGGUCUCAGUGGCUUACUGUGAAAAAACUUUCUGCACUUACUAAUCAGCAAAUUCAUCCUGAAUCAGUUGUAGCAGAAGAAUAUUACGCCGGGAUAAUCCAUUAAAAAAAUUGGAUGGUGACCGUUUAAGAAUAAAAUCUUCCUGAUUAUUUUUUACAUCACCAGUGAAAGUAAUACCAGCUGCAUCUGUGCAUUUGCGUAGUGCGAGAAUGUGUAAAUGAAACAGCUGGGUUUUGCUUUAUCUUUGGAUUGUUGAAAAUUAUCUUUUAAUAAUUAAAUCAGAAGGUUAAAAGGGUGAAUUUGGGAUCAUGCCUGCAUUUGAAAUAUUACAGGCGCUUGCACACGGAUUUUUCAAACUUAUUUUGUCCCACGAUCCAGGUGAUGAAGAGUUCAGAGACCUGGAGUGAGUUUGCAAGCCAUGGUGCUGUGAGGGCAGAAGAACACUGAAUACAUGUAUGGAUGCUGUAAAUGUGAAAUGUGAAAUGGGCCAAGAUUGAGUAAAGAGACUAGAUAAUGGGACGGACUUGAUAACUUGCCAUGUGUGAGUAAUGUCUUCUUGUAAUAAACUGUCAGAGAGUGCAUGAGAGAUUAACAUGGUAACAAUACCAGGGAAGAUCCCAUUAUCUUCCCAGCCUGGGCAUGCAGUUGCACAUUAUAUUCAGGACUUGUAAAUGAGUUUGUUGUUUGAAGAUUGAAAUUAAUCCAAAGAUCUCGGAAGUGAUGAACAUUGUUCAUGCUGAUUUAAUAAUAGCACCAGUUAUGUGACCUUAAAUCUAAGCGUUUUUCUAGCUUACAUUUUGAAAAAAGUAAAAGCCGAAAAGCAGGUGAAAGAGGUAUUGCUGGGGUGGAUAUGUUUGUGCAUGUUGCAAAUAUGGUCACUGAAUCUAACAUUUGGUCGGUCUUGCCAAAUAUCACAGUUCUGAUUUUAAGUGAAUUAUUGAACAUUCUGAAACAUUAACUCGUGAAAAGCAAUUGCAGAAUAUUUUGGAAGUGGCCCUAAUUUUUGUUUUGCAAAAUUAGAUGGUGAAAUAGUUUAUUUUUAAUGGAGGCUCUCUGCAAUUGUAAUUGAGUUUAAUGACCACUGAUGAUCAUUUGUUCGCUCUCACUUCUGACCAUUAUCUUCUACCCUUGCUAUGCAUUUUGGAAAUAAAUCCUCAGAACCUGCUGACAGAACUACAAAGUACAUCAAUUGCAGAUCUAUGGCUAUUCUGUGGAAUGAUAUUAAUACAGCUACAAAGAAGCACAAGUAAUACAAAAUACCGCCAACUCCCCUGCACCAACCAAGGUAGGAAUGUACCACAGGAAGAAAAUGCAAUCACAUUAGUCACCUUCACACUAGCGUUAGAAGCUAGAUUGCCAAAAAGCAAAAAGAGAUCAAAGCACUUAAGUAGGGAUUUAGUUGGAAUGAAUUAUUUGAAGUUUUCACUUCUUUCGACAGGUAGAGAUUUGUUUAAGCUUUAGAUUGGUUCUUAAACCCAAUCAUCAGAGAACCGAAGUACUUGAUUUAUAAAAUACACACUGGUGUACUCGGCUAAUAACACACUCAAGGACUUAUGUGUAUUAUAAUAUGACUUGGAGUUGAUAUAGAUGCAAAAGUUAUUUACAUUUCACAGUUAAGUACAGGAGUUAAGACAUCAGAGUUAGGGGACCAUCAGAUUAGGAUAUUGGGAAAGAUAAUUAUGUGCAUAAAUUCUGACAUAAAGUACAAAGGAUCUGUAAAUUAUUGAUGAUCACUGAAGCUGGUGGAAGUAAUUAUCAGGUGGCUCAGACAGACAAAAGUGAAUGGAGCGACUAUGUUAAAUUGUGUUGGCCUUGAAGGUGAUAGUGUCAUUGGGGUCGAGGCUGAAGAAGAUGCAUGCAGGGCAUCCUUUGAAUAAAAACCUUCUGUUUGCAGGCGGGUGAAAUGCAGAGGAGGUACUGUAUGAGUACCUGAUAAUGAAAGGACUUGACACCCAAAAUGGUUUGCAAAAUGUUAUUUGGACCUUUGCUUUGUUUCUAUAAUUUGACAUCCCUAUCAUUGUUUAUAACUAUUUAACAAUUGAGUUAAUACUUUUAUAACCCAGAGAUGAACAAUUACUGUAUACAAAGUUUAUUUUAACAGGAACGAUUUAUGUGUUAAAAAACUGUUUGAAUGUGUUACCACGGCUGGUAAACAUGGUGUGGUUGCGUAUGGUGAAAUGAAGUCCUUGAGUGCUAGAAUGCUGAUGCAAAUAUACUGGAUAUGUUGUUCUCAGGUCCCUGCAAAGAAACAAAAUCACUUGCUUCAGUCGAGGUCUACAAACCGUUUAUAAUUGAGAGGUUAUGAAGAUUUAUGGUAUGAUUCCAUUCAUCGGUUGGGACUUUGAGUAUAAGUCAGGAAGAGAUGGUGCAGCUUUAUAGGAUUUUGGUUUGGCCACAUGGAGUAUUCUGUGCAAUCGUCUGGUCGCCCCAAUACAGGGAGGAUGUGGAGGCUUUGGAAAGGGUGCAGGUUUAGCAGAUCAGAGGUUCUUACUUAUAAGGGGAUGAUGGACAAACUAGACCUGAUAGAAAUACAUAACAUUAUGGGAUGUAUAGAUAGGGUAGACAGUCAGAACCUUAUUUCCAGAGUCUAGAGGGCACAGAUUUAAGGUGAGAUGAGCAAAAUUUAAAGAAGAUGCACGGGUCAAGUUUUUUACACAGAGAGCGGUGGAUGUCAGGAAUGCACUGCCUGGGGUGGUGGUGGAGGCAGAUGCAAUAGGGGUUUUACAUAGGCCAAUGGAUUUGCUGGGAACGGGGGGAUGUGGAUCACAUGCAGGCAAAGGAGAUCAGUUUAACCUGGCAUAGUGUUCAGCACAAACAUCGUCACUCUAUGUUUCGUGUUGAGAUUUAUUACAGGACAUAGUUAUGUUAAACAGGCCAGGGUUUUCUGCCCUACAUGGAGACAGGGUUUGGCGUCAGGUAAAGCAACAGAUCGCUGUCAUUGCAAUUGCACAGUUUGUACAUAAAUUGAGUAGAACGUUUUGCAAGGCACUUUAAAAAGCAGCAGUACCCUUUAAAGUGACCUGUUAAAAAUGCAGACCUUUAGUCACGCUCCUUACGGUAAUCGUAAGCCAUGUCUUGUAAAAUACUCAGCCUCGCCUGACAUUCAUUUGUAACAAAUUGACUUUAGCCUGUCUAAUGAACUGCUUCAUGGUCAAUCUAAGCUUGCAUUAGAAGUUUGGGACUGGAUUUGUACUUUAAUAAACGACCGUUUAAUGGGAAGCAAAACUGCGAAGAAGCAACAAAACAAAGUGCCAUUUCUUCUUUCACUUAUUUUUUUGUUGUAAGCUUUAAACAGCAAUAUUGUCUUAACUCUUAUCUUGGCCAACAGUGAUUAUGCAAAUUAAGUUGGAAAUCAAUGCUGCUUUCUUUUUAGAUGAAUAUCUUACUUUUGAUUAAAUCUGUUCAGCGCAACCUUUUUUCGUUUGCGCACUCCUAGAUAAUUGCACUGUAUACUUGGGCGUGCUUCCACAGACCAAGCAGACGUGAUUGAUGACUGUAUUUUGAUGCAGUGGCAGGCAGUACAUUAUUGAAAACUGAUCACCACUUUGUAUCAGUGAAAGAAUUAACCACAAAAGCUCAGGGUUAUUGAAUUGUGGAAAACGUGGCCACUCGGAGUCCGGUGGUCUGUCAGACAUUUUCUUGAAUUGUAGGCUUCAUCCUCUCUUUCCUUAGGACAAAGGAAAUGCUUACCCCAACACUCCUAUCUUUAACUCAUCUUUUUCAUCAUUGACCAAACUCUCCUUCUCCAAGGAAAGACAAAGAAAAGGAAAACGGAAGCCCGAUUGAUGUUGGCGGCACAGUGAUGAAGCUGAUGGAGCUGCUGCUUCACAGCGCCAGAGUCCCGAGUUUGAUCCUGACCUCGGGUACUCUCUGUGUGGAGUUUGCACAUUCUCCCUGUAGGUUUCCUCUAGGUGCUCUGGCUUCCAGCCACAACCAAGACGUGCAGGUUUGCAGGUUAAUUGGCCUCUGCAAAAUUGCCCCAAGUCUGUAAGGAAUGGAUGCAAAAGUUAGAGAACAUAGAACUAGUGUGAAUGGAUGAUGGAUGGGUGGCAUGGACUCUGUGGGCCAAGGCCUGUGUUUCCAUGCUGUAUCUCCAAUAAUAAUGUUCACCCAUUUUUCCAGUAAUUCAUCCUUUCUUCUCAAAUAAAUGGAUCUUUUUCCAAGCUGGAAGGAUGUGAAUAGUGAAGUAGCCCAGAGGUUGGUUCUUGGCCCACCAAUGUUUCUAUUUACAUCAAUGACUUGGAGGUGGGAACGAUUUGUGAGGUUUCCAAGUUGACAGAAAAAUAGGUGGAAGGGUAUGUUGUGAUGGGGAAACUUUGAUUCAGCAAUGUGAUUAGAUAGCUGGAGAGAUUGGGUGAAAAGAAGUUUAAUGUGGGGAGGUGUGAGGUAAUGAAUCAAAUGAGUUAAGAGGAAUCAAAGCUGGAUCAUUAUCUAAUGGAGAGAAUUUGAAAACUAGUGGAGUUCAGAAGGAUCCCGGAGAUAUAGCGCAUGCAGAGCAAAAAGUGAUUCCAAUGAGUCAUUAAGAAGGAAAACAGCGUGCUAACCUAUAUUGUGAAGGGGUUGGAGUUUAAGAAUUGGGAGGUUUUGCUAAAGUUGUGCAGGGUGUUGGCAAGACACUGGAAUACUGCACACAGUUUUAGUGCCCUGCAAAACAAGAUAGAGUAACAUUGGAGGCAGUUCGAGGGAGAUUCACCAGGCUAAUUCCUAAGAUGAGAGAGUUGUCCAUUCAGGAGAGAUAAGAUAGUUUGGGUCUGUAUUCCGUGGAAUUUAGAAGAAUAGCAGUUUCUUUUACUCAGAUAUAUAAGAUCCUAGGGUGUGUGACAGCAUCAGUAUUGAGAUGUUUUCUCUGGUGGGAGAUUUACAAGCAAGGGGACCUAGCUGCAAAAUAAGGUGCAAAUGAGUCUGGGGUGUGCAGAAAGCUGUUCUCUCAGAUGGCAGUCCACCUCAGCCCCUGAGGGUGGAGGGGGCCAGAUCAUUAGAUACAUUUAAAGUGUGGGUUGAAACAUUUCCGACAUUGAGGAAUUGAGGGUCACGGGAACUGGCUUAGGAGGAGUUGACGCCAGCAUAGAUCAGCCAUAUUGACAGGCUUGGGGUAGGCCUGACGGGCUUGGGGCCUGCUCCUACCCCUAUUUCCUUCCGUUCUUGUGGUCCUGUAUCUCGUGUUCCUUUAUUCCCAAAGUUGUGCUCCUAAGGGGAACACCAUUGUUGCUCCUUCACUCACCCCCUAUCUCUAUCUGACUCCAUCACCCCAAACAUCCGAAUAACUUGUCUUAUGCUUUGAAUAAUCUUUGUCCUUGGUGAAAAUCCCUCAUGCAACACGUCUUCAUCUGAACAAAAUGAAUUGUUUUUAACAUCCUAAAAGAGUCAUUUUUUUUGUUGGUUCAAAGAGACAGUGAUAUCUAACUGUGGAGAUGAGCAAGUUAAGCUAGAGCUUUAACAUUUACUCUGAAGGUGCAAUAUACUGAAUGAGACGAAGAUUCGGGCAUUUUUUGGCAAGAACAUCAGCUUGAAGGAAACAAACAGCAAAACAAUCACAGAUAUAUCAGCUGAUACGUGGAAUUCUCUCUGGGAUGUUGCUAAUUCUGAAUGUUUGAUUCUUAUUGUCGAAGUGACAGACUUUAGCCGACAGCACAUUGUUCACUCAGAUUAAGCAUACUGUACAAAAACCACAGACUAUUCACUGCAUGGACUUUAGCAUCCAACAAAUACAGAUAACACUCUCCCCCUCUUACAGUCUUAAAGCAGUUAGUAAUUUCACAGCCUGGCUAUGCGUGUACAAACACCAUAAUCUAUUUCAGCACCUUGCUGAUGUUUUGAGUGUGGAAAUGUAUAUGAUCCUUUCAAAAAGAUUAAUGUACGGGUAUUGGUUGCGACUGGUCUUAUGCUAGCAAAUGUUAUAUUGAUGUUAAUAUUGCUUUCAGCCACAGAUGGACAUUUGACCACUAAAUUAUAAUUGGUAAAGCAAAGGAGAUAACUUAAAAUUUACCACUCACAGUUCAAACUCAAAAGUGCUUUGAAUUACCUUUUUUGUCCAAAGUUAAAUAAAAAUGGCAUAAUGGUGACUGUUUUUGUAAUGCAAAGGGUUUAUUUGCGAAUGGACUUAAUGUAUGGGUGUGUAUAUUUUAAAUUGAAUUACUUUACUAAUGCAAUUUUAUUUAUUGAAGUUUCAGUGUUAUAUAAAACCUAAGAUACCUUGUUUCACUUAUCAAUCAACAUAUGUUUGAUCGUGUUUUUUUUUAAUGGAAUUAUAACUGAGAUGAUAAAUUAGUGAACAGGAUGAAUCGGUGGAGGCAAGAAUAUACAAGACGCGUCAUGAAAAACAGAAAGUUGAAAGGGCCCUUCCUUCUCGACUGAACAACGAUCAAUGAAAUGAGAAUGCUGAGAGGAUGUUGUAUGGCUAGAGAUUCUGUUGUAUACAUUCAAUUGAUUGAAUUGAAAGAUACAACAUGGAAACAGGCCAUUCAGCCCAUCAAAUCCACCCAACCAUGGACCACAAUAGUAUUAUGUUAUCCCACUUUCGAAACCACCUCCUAAGCACCAAUUUACAGAGGCAAAAAAAAACCUAAAAACCUGGACAUCUGUGGAUGCAGGAGCAAACUAAAUCCACGUAAUCAUUGGGACAACAUGCAAACUCCACACAGACAACACCUAAGGUGAGGAUCGAACCUGGAUCUUGGGCGCUGUGAGGCAGCAGCUCUGCCAACUGUGCCAUUGUCCACCUUAUGACGAGCAAUGAUAUGUUUGUACAAUUGUCAUUGUGUUUUCAAGAACUAUUUUCAUCUUGGAUUAUUAUCUGUAUAGUAAAACAUAUUGUGGGGAUAGACAUGUGCUCAAAUAUAUAUGACUUGGGUCAGUUGAAUAUGAACUAAUAUAUCUUCAUUUUUGUCCUCAUAAAUUUACAAUUACUUUAUUGGGAGAUAAUUUCAUUCCUCUUUGUGCGAACAUCUCUGCCCGUUCUUUAUACCAUUCAUUUCACAUUUGUUGGUUCCUCCAGAAAAAUGAAAUUUCUGACAGGAUAUCUUUUCCCAUUCUUCAUGUCUCUGUGUUUUUGGAUUCAAUCCAUACAAAAUGAACCCUAAUCUUUCAUCCAUGAGAAAUUUCACAGCCUAUUAUUCAUAGCCUAAAUUAGCACCUAUUUUACAUGUACCACUCACGCAUAAAUUCAAAUGAAUCAGGAUUUGGAGCCAAGAGUAAAGAGAGAGUCGAGAUUGUUUCAUUGUCAUUGGUACUGAAAAUGAACAAUGAAAUUAUUACUUGCAACAGCAUAACAGGUUUGUUAACAGAGUACUCAUGGAUAACAUAAGAAGCAAAAUAGUUCAAUUAAUUAACAAAAACAAUAUUGGUGCAUAAAUAACUUGAAGCCCCUAGUGCAACCAAGAAAAUUACUUUAGUUGGUGUUUGUAGUGUUCAAACGGUUGUUUGUCAGUGGUUGUUGGGAAAAAGCUAGUCCUGAACCUGGAGAUCAUGGUUUUCAGAUGUCUCUUCCUUCAUCCCGAUGGCAGGAGUGAAAUGAGAGCGUGGCCAUGAUGGUGUGGCUCCUAUUGACUGUUCAUUCAAAAGAUAAUUAAGUCAGGAAAUGCUGGAAAAACUCAGCAGG